Priapulus caudatus is the source of this 3123-nucleotide messenger RNA. RefSeq lists its product as uncharacterized. The record is from RefSeq and is a predicted model, not a curated record. Bases 1 to 717 code for a protein of 238 amino acids. Gene Ontology annotation, molecular function: calcium-activated potassium channel activity; potassium channel regulator activity. Gene Ontology annotation, biological process: detection of calcium ion; potassium ion transport. The transcript has 2 exons. Lineage: Eukaryota; Metazoa; Priapulida; Priapulimorpha; Priapulimorphida; Priapulidae. Gene Ontology annotation, cellular component: voltage-gated potassium channel complex; membrane.
AUGUGUGCGCAGAAGUACACGCUGCAGGUGCCCAUCCUCGAGCGCGACUACGACUCGGUGAGUUGCGGCGGCGGCAGCGUCAGCGGCGUCGGCGGCUACAGCGUCACGUCGUUCGGCGGCAAUGGCUCCGAUCGCUCGUACACGCCCGUCAUCGCGCGCGCCGCGCCGCGCGGCACCGAGCGCUACUCGUACUGCAUCUGCUGCUUCGUGCUGCUCUGCCUCACCGUGCCGACAAUUAUGAUGUGCGGCCUAUUCCUGCUCAACCCGUUCCUGCAGGUGCGCGACUUCAGGCCGACGCGCUGCCGAGUAGUCAACUCGACACUGACGGAGUACAGCCGCUGCGACGCGUGCGUGCCGUGGACGUGCCUGCAGGUGUUUGUCGAGCAUUCGAUGGAGGCGGACGGUGUCGACAACGAGACGGCAGCGUACGCGCUGCCGCCCGUCGCCAUGCUGCGCGACAACGAACAGCUGCUGUUUCAGAACUUCGCGUGCUCCUACAGUCCGUGGAAAAAGAGUGCCAUCUUACAGUACCAGCUGGAUCACGGGGUGGCAGGGCGUAGCUAUGCGUGCCUGAGGGCUGAAACCGACUCCACGCGUGUAAUACGCCAUCGGACAAUUAGCAUGGCGGUCGUCGUCAACGCAAUGGCGUGGCCCGGCUGCACUGCAGUCGUCUGCAUCGUGUCUAUACUCUCCUUUCUCAAGAAGAGAUAUUCCUAGCUGUAACGUUUGUCACCUGCUAGCAUUGUAUGUGGAGCGGAGGGUGCAUGGUGACGUAAGCGCCAUUGUCCAUCUAACGUCAUGACACGAUACUGGCAACGAUGGCAUGCAACGUGGUUAAACAUCACCAACUAGAAGUGCUACAGCGACACGGAACCGUACAGGAUUACCAUACAACAAGAUGUGAUUAUACGGCGCUGAUCUAUGAUGCCGUGUUAUGUGGUCACGCGACUCCAUUUUGGAAUGACACGAUAGGAUGAUGAUUAGUAUAGUAACACGAUACUGAGUAAGAAUAAAACAGGGUUGUAUAGCUCUGUACAGAAGGAUGGUGCGAGCUAGCAGUAGUGUAAACCUAAUUAUUUAGGACCAUUGUGAAUGAUGUGAACUCUGUAUACAUGCUUAUUCCUUGCACUCAAUAUUUUGAUCGGUGUUACAUUAUUUAAUCGUACCUCUAAGCGCAAUACCGAAUAUGACCUUACACGUCACAAUGACGACAACAUGAUCGAACCGUCGUGGUUAUGUAGGUGACAGCGUCAGGGAGACAACAGUGCCCCGCUGACGUCAGCUUUAAGAAUACAUGAGCGUCAUGGAGGAAUUCGCGUCAUGGGGAAGUCAGCGUCGUGUUGAAGUCAGCGUCACGAAAACGUCGGCGUCAUGCUAAACCCAACGUCACAGGAACGUCAGUAUUUCUACCAACACCCCGUCAGAAUCUGAUGUUAACUGUGACGCAUGGCGACAUUUACGCGUUGUAUUGCUCAGUACGAUUUUGCAGAAAUGUUGUCAUGCUGUCACAUUGUCAUGCGGUCACGCUGUCAUGCUGUCAUGAUCUCAUGCGGAUUCGCCGGGAAGCUUUCAUGCUAUCAUGCUGUGACUAUGCUACAUUGUCAUUCUGUCACGUUGUCACGCUGUUACGUUGUCCUACUAUCAUGCUGUCACUUUGUUUUACUGUUACACUGUCACGCUGUCACAUUGUCACGCUGUCACACUGUCAUCCUGUCAUCCUGUCACGCUGUCACGCUGUGGUAUUUUUAUGUUGUCACGUUGUCAUAAUGUCAUGCUGUCAUGCCAUUAUGGUGCCAUGUUGUCACGCUGUUAUGCUGUCACGCUGUCAUGCUGCCAUGCCGCCCUGCUGUCAUGAAGUCAUGCGGUGAUGCUGUCAUGCUGUCAUGCUGUCAUGCUGCCGUGUUGGCAUUCUGUCAUACUGUCAUGCCGUCGUGCUGUCAUGCUGUCAUGCUGUCAUGCUAUCAUGUUGUCAUGCUGUGAUGCUGUCAUGCUGCCGUGUGGUCAUGCGGUCAUGCUACCGUGCUGCCAUGCUGUCACGCUGUCAUGCUGUCAUGCUGCCGUGUUGUCAUGCUGUCAUGCUGCCGUGUUGGCAUGCUGUCACGCUGUCACGCUGUGAUUCUGACAUGCUGUCAUGCUGUCAUGCUCUCAUGCUGCCGUGUUGUCAUGCUGUCCUGUUGCCAUCUUAGCAUGCUGUCAUGCUGCCGUGUUAGCAUGCUGUCGUGCUCUCAUGCUAUCAUAUUGUCACGCUGUCAUGCUGUCAUGCUGCCAUGGUCUUAUGUUGCCGUGUUGGCAUGCUGUCAUGCUGUCAUGCUGCCGUGUUGUCAUGCUGUCAUGCUGCCGUGUUGCCAUGCUGUCACGCUGUCAUGCUGCCGUGUUGUCAUGCUGUCAUGCUGCCGUGUUGGCAUGCUGUCAGGCUGUCACACUGUGAUCCUGACAUGCUGUCAUGCUGUCAUGCUCUCAUGCUGCCGUGUUGGCAUGCUGUCAUGCUGUCAUGCUGCCGUGUUGGCAUGCUGUCAGGCUGUCACACUGUGAUCCUGACAUGCUGUCAUGCUGUCAUGCUCUCAUGCGGCCGUGUUGUCAUGCUGUCAUGCUGUCGUACUAUCACCAUUUCACACUGCCACGCAGUCAGGCUAUGAAAGCGACGUUCCUGAAGAGUACAGAAAAGAUGCUUGUCGAUUUCUCUCGUCCGGAAGAUCGUCAACUUAAGUGUGUAUAUCGAUAGCGUAUAGACUCGAUUGACCGGCAUCGUGCCUGUGCCUGUUGUUAGAGGGCAUCGCUCCAUUGUGCUGGCCGUAUCACUGUACUCAGCAUGCCGAUCCCUCUAUUGAGGUACUCGUAAUAUCCACUCUGCAUUUUCUUUUGAAGUUGAAUCUGUCUCCGGGCACGACAAGCCGACUCGGACGCACACGAGUAAUCGCAAGCAUUGCAAGAGCGACCGUUGCACAGGUUUUAUUUAAUCAGCGCGAAGCUUCACUAUUAUAUCCGCGUGGCAGCGUAUUCUUGCGCAUACGUGGGCUUUGUUAUUGUUAGUCCAGUGGAAUGAAAAAUCGCAAAGCCUCCAUUUCUGCGCAUGCGCACGCUUUGUUACUACUAUUCUAUUGGAAUGAGAAAUAUAAAAACUGA